AUGCUGACCAUUCUGUUGAUCCGAGUCGCGAUGUUGCCCGGCUCGCUGGUGGGUGUAAAGUACUACCUGACGCCGGACUUCUCGAAACUCAAGGAUGCCACCGCCUGGACGGACGCAGCCACCCAACUUUUCUUCUCCCUCAGUUGCUGCAAUGGCGGCCUGAUUGCGCUCUCCAGUUACAAUAAAUUCAACAAUAACUGCUGCCGAGAUGCUAUUAUAGUGGCCUGCAUCAACUGUGCCACCUCAAUCUAUGCUGGUUUCGUGGUCUUUUCCACUCUUGGCUUCAUGGCCGUUUCUCGGGGCGUCGGGAUUGCAGAUGUCGCUACCUCAGGUAGGUGUCCCUCUUUUUGCUACUUCUUGAAAGCCUCCCAAAGUACUAUUGCCACCGAUGAUACGUCAUAUCUACCAUCUGCAAUAAAAAUUAUUAAACUUAUACUUUUUCCAGUCUGCUUCUCUGCUAACCGCCUGUUUGGUGUCCCUCUACCAGGUCCAGGCUUGGUGUUCAUUGUCUACCCGGAGGCCAUUAACCAAAUGCCGUUGCCUGUCCUCUGGUCCGUAUUUUUCUUUCUCAUGCUGGUCACUUUGGGCAUGGGCAGCCAAUUUCCGCUCGUAGAAACUUUACUCUCAACUGCUCAGGAUGAAUUCCGUCGUUACGGUUACCUACAAACGAAAGCGUCACAGAUGAUAUUCCGGUAA
Molecule: messenger RNA, 696 nt
Organism: Dibothriocephalus latus
Lineage: Eukaryota; Metazoa; Platyhelminthes; Cestoda; Diphyllobothriidea; Diphyllobothriidae
Source: the annotation of a GenBank genome assembly